AUGGCGGUUCCUACUCGUAGGCGUUGGUGGCAAAUCCAGUGGUUCGCUGACACUGACACCCCGGAAGAGCGCAAGCUCAUCAACAAGCUGGAUCUCCUCAUCGUCCCAUACGCGGUGUUGAGUUAUUGGGUCAAGUACAUCGACCAGUCCAAUCUCAACAACGCCUAUGUGGCCGGUCUGAAGGAAGACCUUGGAUUCAAAGGCAAUGAACUUGUCCAGCUCCAGACAUUUUACAUCAUCGGCGCAGUCACGGGGCAGGUGCCAAUGAUGUUCGUUCUUACUUAUGUCCCCGUUCACUGGCUGAUUCCUUUCCUGGACAUUGCUUGGGGAAUCUUCACACUGCUCCAGUUUCGAGUUACCGGGUUCGCUGAGCUUGCUGCAUACCGUUUCCUCGUUGGGUGGUUCGAGGCUGCCUUUUUCCCGGUUAUGCACUAUCUGUUUGGCUCCUGGUAUCGGGGCGAUGAGAUCGCACGGCGCGGCGGACUAUUUUAUGUCGGACUUUCUUUGGGCACGCUCACUGCCGGUCUCAUCCAGGCUGGCGCAUCAUCUCGGCUUGAGGGCGUAAACGGCCUUGCAGGAUGGAGGUGGAUGUACAUCAUCUGCUCUCUCAUCACGAUUCCAAUCGGUAUCCUGGGUUUCUUCGUCAUCCCAGGUACCCCUGAGCAACCCAACCGAAUGGUUUUGAGUAUAGAAAACAUCGAGUUGAGCGUCGAAAGGCUGAAGCGCGCUGGUCACGCAUCACAUGGCAAAUUCAAGUUCGGUGCUUUGAAGAAGAUUUUCUUGUCACCACAAUUUUGGGGCAUUGUUCUCGUCGAUGUCUUUUUCUGGAACGCCGGUAUUCACACAUCGUCCGGAAGCUUCCUACUGUGGAUCAAGAGUCUUGGACGAUACUCUGCAGCAAAGGUCAACGAGCUCGGCACGAUUGCGCCUGCCCUAGGCAUCUUCUAUACUUUGUUCGUCUGCUUCGCCUCGGAUCUCGUUCUUGGCCCCGCAUGGGCCAUCACGCUUUCACAUACAUGGAACAUACUCGGAUUGAUUAUCCUCGUCAUCUGGGACGUUCCCGAACCUGCUAAAUGGUUUGCCUUUUCAACCAUCUACUCAUCAUACGCCAUGUCGAGCGUCUUUCACGGAUGGGUGAAUACCCAAUUGCGAUCGUCUCCGGCGGAGCGCUCCUUCACUCUGGUUCUUAUCAAUGCCAUUUCCCAGUCUUCUACGGCAUGGACUCCUCUCUUAGUGUUUCCCACCGUGGAAGCACCUCGAUAUCCCAAGGGUUUUGCGUUCACUCUUGGUUCUUCGAUUCUCCUACUUAUCUCAACUCACAUUCUCCGUGUUUACGUCAAACGAAGAGAUCCACAAGUAGAAAACACGACUGGUUUCGCUGAGAGUGAUCCAGAAGACCACGCCACUGUUGACGAUGGCAAACGAACACCAGUAACGGUGAACGACAGGAAUAAUCGGAGCGACUAA
Messenger RNA from Colletotrichum graminicola M1.001, 1467 nucleotides. RefSeq names its product major facilitator superfamily transporter. NCBI's taxonomy places the organism in Eukaryota, Fungi, Ascomycota, Sordariomycetes, Glomerellales, Glomerellaceae. Gene Ontology annotation, biological process: transmembrane transport. Gene Ontology annotation, cellular component: membrane. The transcript has 3 exons. Gene Ontology annotation, molecular function: transmembrane transporter activity. The record is from RefSeq and is a predicted model, not a curated record. The coding region runs from base 1 to 1467 and encodes 488 amino acids.